AUGACAAGGGCUACAACAAUUGAGGAUAACACUGGUUUUACUGGGAUUUUCAAUUUUGUACGCGCUCAAGUCCUAGCGCUCAUUCAUGAAACAGCAAGAAAUCGAAGAGAGAAGUCUUUGUUGCGAGCCAUGCUUAGAGUAGACCCUGCACCAGGUUAUGGAUUUGACGCCAUUACUGCUCAAGGUGCACCGUGCCUUGAUUACGAUACAGGAGUCUGCAUUCAUGCCAUGGUGCUGAAGAAUGUCGAUGGAGCCCUUUUUCGACCUUUGCAGCUGAUCUACGACUGGAAGUUGCUGCAGGAUUCAAGAGAGAUUGUGUUCCCUGUUUUUGCUCGCACUGUCACAUACGCCGGUCGUGUUUUACGCGCACCCAUCAUUGAGGAAUUGGAGUUACCAGAAUAUCAGAGGUUCAACUACGAACGCUUUGGUCGUGGAUUCUUUGGGAACGUUGGGUGCAACAAGACCAUCAUGCUUUCGACGUAUGGUCAUUUGCUCAACAAUAUCAACUCUUUAAUCAAGAUUGUUAACCGUUGGGCCAAUAUCGUAUCCACCAGAAAUAGCUAUCAAGAUGCCAACGGGCAGCAGCAACAAUACCGCACUUAUACCAUCAUAGGGUUCCAUCAUUAA
Lichtheimia ornata is the source of this 627-nucleotide messenger RNA. RefSeq lists its product as uncharacterized. NCBI's taxonomy places the organism in Eukaryota, Fungi, Mucoromycota, Mucoromycetes, Mucorales, Lichtheimiaceae. Bases 1 to 627 code for a protein of 208 amino acids. The record is from RefSeq and is a predicted model, not a curated record. The transcript is spliced from 6 exons.